AUGCUGCAGCUCAUAGCGAGCUUGGAAGGCCACAGUGAUCGUGCAUGGGCGGUUGCGUGGAAUCCGACUCGUCCUAUCCUCGCAUCCUGCUCCGGCGAUAAGACGGUGCGGCUCUACGCCUUUUCGCCCGACUGGUCUGGCCAUCUGCUCCACUCGCAAGAGGCUGACCAUGCGGGGGCACCACCUCAGCCUGCAAGCAAACGCAGGAUAGCCUAUCGCUUCAAUCUGCUCAACACCAUUCAGACCGGCCAUUCUCGCACCGUACGCAAUAUCGCAUGGCAUCCCCAGGGGAGGUCACUUGCGACAGCUUCAUUCGACACGACGGUCUCUAUCUGGGAGGAGAUCGAUCAGGAUGCAGUGAAUGACGAGUCAGAUGGUCGCGCGGGUGGCCAGCUGAGAGAUGAGGAGGACGAAGCGGUAGACAAGGAUUGGGAGUGUGUCAGCACGCUCGAGGGUCACGAGAGCGAAGUCAAGGCCGUGCGGUGGAACAGCGAUGGCAAUCUCAUCGCAACAAGCGGGCGUGAUAAAUCAGUUUGGGUCUGGGAAUCCACGCCUAGCUUCGAUUUUGAGUGCUUGGCAGUCCUGAUGGAUCACUCGCAGGAUGUAAAGAACAUCGCCUGGCACCCCAAAGAGGAAUUGCUCGCAUCUGCAUCUUACGAUGAUACCAUCCUGAUGUACGCAGCAUCAGAAGACGAUGACGAGUGGCUUGUAUGUCAUACGCUCAGAGGCCAUACAUCAACGGUAUGGUCACUUGCGUUCUCGCCCGAUGGCGACUACCUCGCUACCGUCUCGGACGAUCGCUCCCUCAGAAUUUGGCAUCGCACACGAAUCACGAACACGGGUCUGAGCUCAGCCUUUCGAGUGGGCAGGAGUGAGAAAGAGAAGUGGACGUGCGUCAAGGUCAUCGACGAAGCUCACGAGCGAUGCAUCUACUCUGUGGACUGGACUGCCACCUCAUCUGCAGCAACCAGUGGCUCAAAAUCGCUUGGCAUUCUCGCUACAGGAGGCGGCGAUGGACGAAUAGCGAUAUGGCGUGCAUCAUCGACCGGCAAAGGUGAAGAAACCGUCUGUCACGUCGACCUCGCAGAUAGCAUAGAGCAAGCACACGGCGUCUCAGACGUCAACGCAGUAUCGUUCUGCCGCUUCCAGCCUAGCAAGACGAGGAGACGAGAUGCAUCCAGUGACGAAGACUCGGAUGACGAACCACAGUCAGACCAUGAUGCCCGUUGGCCGGGUGUGCAUCUCUUGCUUGCCAGUGCCGGUGACGACGGCAGCGUCCAUGUCUACCAAUGCGAGGACUAG
This is a messenger RNA of Mixia osmundae IAM 14324, 1302 nucleotides long. RefSeq lists its product as uncharacterized. NCBI's taxonomy places the organism in Eukaryota, Fungi, Basidiomycota, Mixiomycetes, Mixiales, Mixiaceae. Gene Ontology annotation, cellular component: cytosolic [4Fe-4S] assembly targeting complex. Gene Ontology annotation, biological process: iron-sulfur cluster assembly. The transcript has 4 exons. Gene Ontology annotation, molecular function: protein binding. The record is from RefSeq and is a predicted model, not a curated record. Bases 1 to 1302 code for a protein of 433 amino acids.